AUGAAUCAACAACAAAAUUUAUUAAUUGCUUCAUCACUUGAUGGUCUUAUUAAAAUAUUUAAUAUUCAAACAAAUGAAUUGAUUCAACAAUUAACAACAUCAACAAGUCAAUCAAUUAUUUCAAUGAU
Messenger RNA from Adineta steineri, 128 nucleotides. The record is from the annotation of a GenBank genome assembly. Lineage: Eukaryota; Metazoa; Rotifera; Eurotatoria; Adinetida; Adinetidae.